Molecule: messenger RNA, 4901 nt
Organism: Octopus bimaculoides (California two-spot octopus)
Lineage: Eukaryota; Metazoa; Mollusca; Cephalopoda; Octopoda; Octopodidae
Product: mitogen-activated protein kinase kinase kinase 13-B
Biological process (GO): protein autophosphorylation
Cellular component (GO): cytoplasm
Molecular function (GO): MAP kinase kinase kinase activity; ATP binding
Source: RefSeq, a predicted model, not a curated record
UUUCUACUUCUAUGUCAGUUACUGGCUGCUGUCUUCUAGCUUUUGGUUGUGUGUUUCUUCUCUAAUUGGAUUCACCCAAAAUGGGGUAAUCAAUAUAGUCAUAGAAAGUGGUGGCAACGAUUGGUGGCUUGCUGUAGCCUUUUCUUCAGUAUUGAUUUGAGGGGGUUUCAGCUCCAUGGUGAAGCUGGCGCAGUUUUACCAUAUAUAGAUAUUUGCCUCGAGCUCUUUCUUUCCAUUGAUAAUCUUUGUUAAUACCAGAACAUAUCAAAUAGAAAGGAUGAAGAUAUUUUCCUCUUCUAUUUCCUCUUUGAAGGAUUGAGCUUACGUAGUAAAAAUUUCGGAUUUGUACUACUACUGUUCCAUGUACAAUCAUUAUUACAACUGCUACUAUUUUCACUGUUUAAGCAGCUACAUUUAUUGAUGUCACAUUUAACUGGCAAUGAAAUGCAAUUUUUAUUUUUUUUAUUGGGGGGAAGAACAGAUUGAUUAAAAAAAAGGUAAAACCCAACAUUUCUGAUACUCACCAGUAGCACAUUCAGUUCCCUAUUGGAAUUUAUCAAGGGAGAAUAGCCAGCUUGGUGUGUUUUUGUUUCUUUCUUGGAUUCUUAAAAUAUUGAAAUUCUAUGACCAUGGAGACUAACAUGGGGUCAAUCAGACACAGUACUCUAAAUAUUAAUCAUGACAUUAGAAAGAAACAUUCUUCCAGAAUACAAUGCUAGUGAGGGGUCAGCCAUGACAACUAAAACUGCUGUAUUAGAUGUCCCCAAAAAGGAUGAACCUAUUAAUAGCCGGAACAGUCCAAGUACUCUCAAUGUACUUACCACCAGUACAGACUUGGAGUUUUCCAAUAGCAUGCUACAGCUGGAGCACCUCAGCCUUACCGACAAGUCCUCCUCCAGCAGUACACCCACAGCUUCACCAAAGUCAGCACCUGUAACACCUACACAUGACACUACUAAUGGAGUUGAUGUGGGCUACCGAGAUGGUAACCAACGCAGCUUCUUCGAAGGGUUGCUUGGGUGUCUGCGUCCUGUGUGGACAAUUAUCGGGAAGGCAGCCGCUGCUGAAUUUAAACAGCAAGAUGACUGGGAAACUCCAUUUGAGAAUAUCACUGAUCUUCAAUGGCUUGGCAGUGGAGCCCAAGGGGCUGUGUUUUUGGGCAAACUCAAUUCAGAAGAAGUUGCUGUUAAAAAAGUCAGAGAUGUUAAAGAAACAGACAUUAAAAAUCUACGGAAAUUAAAUCAUCCUAAUAUUAUUUCGUUUAAAGGAGUUUGUACCCAAGCACCAUGUUUCUGUAUUAUAAUGGAGUACUGUCCUUAUGGGCAACUUUAUGAAAUUCUACGUGAUGGAAAAGAAAUUCCCCCAGCACUUAUUUUAGAUUGGUCUAAGCAAAUUGCAAGUGGCAUGAAUUACCUUCAUUCUCAUAAAAUCAUCCACAGAGAUUUAAAGUCACCCAAUGUUCUUGUUGCAAAGAAUGAUGUUGUGAAAAUCUCAGAUUUUGGAACCAGCCGAGAAUGGAAUGAGAAAAGUACAAAAAUGUCCUUUGCAGGCACUGUUGCUUGGAUGGCCCCUGAGGUUAUAAGAAAUGAGCCUUGUUCAGAGAAAGUUGAUAUUUGGUCAUUUGGUGUUGUUUUAUGGGAGUUACUGACUGGAGAAAUUCCCUACAGAGAUGUUGAUUCCUCUGCAAUUAUUUGGGGAGUCGGGAGCAACAGCUUGCAUUUACCUGUGCCAUCUACUUGUCCAGAAGGUUUCCAACAAUUAUUGAAACAGUGUUGGAAAGCCAAGGCUCGUAACCGUAUGUCUUUCCGGCAAAUUUUGAUGCAUCUAGAAAUUGCCUCACCAGAACUGUUGAAUUUUAAUAGAGAUGAUUUCAAAGAAGCUCAGAUAUUCUGGAGAGAAGAAAUAGCUGAGCAACUACAAAAGUUCCGCAGUAAAGGGUCACAUAUACCUCAACUUGAGGAAGAUUUAGUUCGACGGCGGAAAGAAGAAUUAAGACAUGCUCAGGAUGUUCGUGAACAUUAUGAAAGGAAAUUGGAACGAGCCAACAAUUUAUAUAUGGAACUUACAGCUUGUAUGCUACAACUUGAAAAACGAGAACGAGAACUCAUCAAGAGAGAGCAACAACUGGCAAUAUAUGCUAAGCGGAGGAAGAGUAUUAUCAGACCUGUGAUCAAAGCACAAGAACGUCUUGAAAGACUGGGCAAGAAACGAGCAUAUAAGUCAGGAUCAGAACCCACAAGUCCUGAUAGCCAGAAUAAAGAAGGCGCUAUGACUACUAGUUCAGAACAGGUCCUUCCAUCACCAACUAAAGUUCGAGUCCGCAAAAGUCGUCACCGACGUAAUAACAGCAAAGGAUCUAUCACCACGACUACCUCAAGUCCAAAUAAGAGUCCAACUACAGCUAAAAGUCCCACUAAAGAUGCUCUGCAUGAAGAGCUGCAAUCAAAACCAGUUACCCUGCGCCAUGUUGAUCGUUCGGAAGUGAGUCCAACCACUUAUAAAUACUUAGGGCCUAAUAUGUCCCUUCGAGAUAGUCAAUCAUCAAUUUGUAAUGAGUCUAUAGUGAAUACCCUCAUUGUUAAUCACAAUCUUGAAACUCACAAUCUAAAUGAUGUCUGUUUUUGUUCUGACGGCUGCAGCGAUGCUGCAACUUACUGCAGCAGUAAAAGAUCUAGUCGAGCUAGUGCAGAUGUUGAGAGCACAUGUGACUCCCCCUGUCACAGUCCUACCCAUACAGGUUGUAGUAGAGAUCUCCAUAGUCUGAAACCCUUACUAACUACUAUUGAAGAUGAAAAUAACAAAAAUCAACCCCAACCAACUCGUGAGAGAGAUUCAAAUGAGAACUUGCAUUGUCCAGUUGAGCCAGAUUCUGUUCCUUUAACACACGAUAUGGAACAGCCGACCACCAGUAAUCCUGAGAAUAUACCAGCAAAUGUGUCUUUGAAACGCACAAGAAGUGAUGUUGAGAUUACUCCAAAGAUAAUCGCAAAUUCACGAAAUGAAAGUAGCAUGGAAUCAACUGAAGAAAAUCCUGAAACUGAGCACCACAUGAGGAAUAUUAAGCGUUCUGAGGAUUCCUGGUCUGAGGAAGAAGGAGAAGUUAGUGAGGAUGAUGUUGCACAGAGCAGAACUAGACAAUCUUACUCAACUCUAAGUUCUGAAGGUGCUUUCUCUGAAGAAGAAAACACAAGUGAACAUUCCACACGAUAUACUCCUGAUGGCUUAUUAUCUACAAAUAGUUCUGAAAAUUUACAGAUGGAGCUAGUUCCCUGCAUCUCUGAUGGUCUCUCUGAUAAAGAGCUUAAAAUGAAAGAAAUGAAAAAUCAAGUGUCUUUCUCACCUGAUCGAAUUUAUGAAAAUCAAGAUACAGAUUCUAGCUCCGAUUCUGAUGAAUGCUCUGAUAUAACUGUCUCAACAACUGUGCAUCGUUCUCGGUCUUUUGAAACAAGUGCUUGGUAAGCACUGCAAAUACAGAUACAGGCAGAUGUUUAUCAGGCUGCUUCAUGGAAUAAUGAUACAGGUCUAAAAAAUCUUGGUGGACGUUAUGCUUUACUGAGUCUGUUACAAAAGCAGAUCACUGUCAGAUAAAAUAUUUCCCUCAUUUGUUUUUAAAAUUUUUUUUUUUUCUUCAGUACAUCCUUUAUCUCUUUCUACUCUUAUUCAUGUUUUAUAAUAAACAUGUAAGAACUGCUUCUUAUCAUCAAAUAGAGGGAUUUAAAACUGUAAAAAAAAAUUAUGGAACAGAAGAUAAAUGACCUGGAAUGAACAUACUGCUCAUAUACUGAAGCAAGUGUUUCAACUACAAAGCUGCAGCCACCUAUCUCUAAUCAAUGAUCUCUUAAUUCUACUGGUUCCUGUAGCAAACAAUUUUAGCCCUCUUCACCUCUAGCACUACUAAAAUCAGGAUUUGAACCCUAAUUCUUCUAUGCUGUAAAAGUUUCAGACUCACUUUAGAAAAAAAAAUUAAAAGAGAAAAAAAGAAAAACCUCUCUAGUAGACCUUCCUUCUCAGUUCUGCUCUUUGUUUAAUCUCAAAUUCAUUGGAAGAAUAUUCGUUCAGGAAAAAAUAUAUAUAUCCUAAAUUUAAAUUAAAUUCUUGAAUUUAUUAAUGUAAAAUGAACAGUAAAAGAGAGAUGGACAGAUAGACAAAGAGAGAGGGAAGGUGAGAGAAAAAAGAAAAAGAAGAGAAGAACUAAAAGAUCUCUGAACAUAUAUACAUACAUACAUGUAUUUGCCCUCUACAGAUGUGUAUAUGAAUUUAUACAAGCUCACAUACAUAUAAAUAGGCAUACAUAUUUUUCAUGUAUAUACAUUUUUCGAUGUAUGUAUGCAGCUAUAUAUAAAGUUACAUAGAAAUGAACAUGUGUGUAUGUAUUUAGAUAAAAGAUAUACAUAUUUACACUCUUUUGUAUAUAUGUGUAUAAUCAUAUGCAUACAUAUAUAUGUGUAAAUGUGUGUGCAUGUGAGUGUGUGGAUUGUGUGUCUGUGGGUGUAUAGUCAUACAUAAACAUAUAUGAGCAUAAAUGCUACGAAAUAAAGUGUCAGGCUGAUUUCCAAGAUGUUUUUAUGCAGACUGUAUCUAAAAAGUUUCAGCAGUGCACCUUACAUUAUGAGAAAUCAAGAAAGUAACCUCCAGAGGUUAAACGAAAUACUUAAAAAAAAAAAAAAAAGAAUACGAAAAAAAAAAGCAAAACAAAACAAAUCUCUCUUGGCCUCUUACAGAUUCACAAUUCUGAUUUAACCCUUUUCCACUGCAAAUUGUUUUGUUUGGUUGCUAUUUUGUUUAUUUAUUUUUUUUUUAUCUACUGUUGACAUGGUGCCUGCAAACUGGACUAUAUAUUUAAAAAAAAAAGGUAAAAUAAAAACAAAAAAAAUGAAAAAAAAACGCAAAAAAUUUAAUAA